GUGCUAUCGACCAGGGUGGUGGGGUUCCGGAACGCAGCAAGCGCAGAUAGAUUGCCACGGGUGAAAUUGGUCUGCCACGAGGGCGGGGAAGUCGGUCUUGGUACAGGCAAUCUCUAGAAAUUAAAAUCGAUGCCAUCUAAGGAAGCGUCGCAGGGGUACAUGCUCGAUCCACAUACAUAAAUAGAGUGAUGGACAAGAUCCGUCACUCUUUAAGACACGGGACGUCGCUCUAGGCCCUUUGCUCUCCUUGAACACACACACCCUUUUCUUGGACCAAGCGGAGAUAUCCAGCGGAAUAUCUGGCCUACCACACUCAACAUGAACUUCUCUGCUCUUAUAGUCCUUAUAUCGGCUUCUCUGGCUCUUGCUUCACCAGCUGCGGUCAGCCUCAACCGCUCCACCAAGGAGAUGAGGGAUGCCAAAGGGAACAUGUUCCCGGGACCUUGCGUCGAGUGCCCUUGCGAAGAGUGGGCAGGAUGCCGCUGUGUCCCGAACGGCUGCUGUUGCACAUAA
This is a messenger RNA of Westerdykella ornata, 513 nucleotides long. RefSeq lists its product as uncharacterized. The record is from RefSeq and is a predicted model, not a curated record. NCBI's taxonomy places the organism in Eukaryota, Fungi, Ascomycota, Dothideomycetes, Pleosporales, Sporormiaceae. Bases 319 to 513 code for a protein of 64 amino acids. The transcript is spliced from 3 exons.